CGUUACAGGCCCGGUACCGUGGCUCUCCGUGAGAUCCGUCGUUACCAGAAAUCCACCGAGCUGCUGAUCCGCAAGCUGCCCUUCCAGCGCCUGGUCCGUGAAAUCGCUCAGGAUUUCAAGACUGACCUGCGCUUCCAGAGCUCCGCUGUCAUGGCUCUGCAGGAGGCCAGCGAGGCUUACCUGGUCGGCCUCUUCGAGGACACCAACCUGUGCGCCAUCCACGCCAAGAGAGUCACCAUCAUGCCCAAAGACAUCCAGCUGGCCCGUCGUAUCCGCGGAGAGAGAGCUUAA
This is a messenger RNA of Plectropomus leopardus (leopard coralgrouper), 291 nucleotides long. NCBI's taxonomy places the organism in Eukaryota, Metazoa, Chordata, Actinopteri, Perciformes, Serranidae. The record is from RefSeq and is a predicted model, not a curated record.